Molecule: messenger RNA, 909 nt
Organism: Solanum tuberosum (potato)
Lineage: Eukaryota; Viridiplantae; Streptophyta; Magnoliopsida; Solanales; Solanaceae
Exons: 2
Coding region: 1-909 (302 amino acids)
Source: RefSeq, a predicted model, not a curated record
AUGAAGAAGAAGACACAACCAGACGAUCCAAAAAGCCUCGGAGCCUGGGAUCAAGGAGAAACAACCGAUGAUGAUCAUGAUGAAUUUGCUAACCUAUGUUUCAUGGCGCUAGGUGAAACAAGUAAGGUAAGACCUUAUAACAGUUCAAAUUGUAAUGACUUACAAAACUCCUUGGACAUGGUUGCUGAUGAAUUACAGAAAGUUAUAGACGAAUACAAUAAAAUUGCUCAAGAAAAGAAGGACUGGCAGAUUCUUCUCGAAGCAAGUCAGAUUGAAGUUGAUUUACUAAUAGAAGAACUGGAGGAAGAGCAAUCGAAGAAAACCUACAAAAAGGGGAUGUGGGUAUUUGACAGUGGAUGCUCCAGACAUAUGUGCGGAAAGAAAGAAAAUUUCAAAACUAUCAAAAGAAUUGAUGGAGGAUGUGUUCGAUUUGGAGACAAUGCUAAAGGAGAAGUAACUGGAGUUGGAACCAUCACUUUUAGUUCAUCAUGCGAUCUAGUCGAAGUGUACUUGGUUGAGGAACUAAAACAUAAUCUCCUCAGCAUCAGUCAACUAUGUGACACUGGAUUUCAAGUCAGAUUUAAUACAGUUAGCUGCAUCAUCAAACAUCCUGAGAAAAAGCUCACUCUCAUCGAAGAUCGAGUUAAUAAUAUCUAUGUCUUAAAUAAUGUUGAUUUUCCAUAUCUUACAUGUCUUACUGCAGUCUCAAGUGAUCCUUGGCUAUGGCAUCGAAAGUUUGGACAUGCAAGCAUGCAUGCACUCGAGAAACUAUCAAGACUUGAACUGGUCAUUGGUCUGCCAAAGUUAAAGUUUGAGAAAAAUCACAUUUGUGACGCAUGCCAAUUGGGUAAGCAGACUCGUUCAUCCUUUAAAACAAAAGACAUUGUAAGUACAUCUAAACCUCUUUAG